UUGAAGAUAGCAUUUUGAACCAUUUUAUUUUGAUAGCGGAUUACAUAAUACAUGAUGCCCUGGAUGUCACAUGGAGGGGAGUGUAAGGUUUUUUGGAUUGAAAACUGAACUGUUUUAAAUCUUUUCUUUUUUCAGCAAACGGGCAUUUUCUUCUUUCAACUUUUGCCGUACCUAGGAAGGGAGGAUGGAGUAUACAUUAUCGACGGUUGGUAAAAAGUACACGCCUGGGUACAAGAUAUUCAUCGAGAAAAACGGUCAGAUGAUAUCACCUUUUCAUGAUAUUCCACUGUAUGCUGAUGCAGAAAAGAAGAUUGUCAAUAUGGUAGUGGAGAUUCCAAGAUGGACGAAUGCCAAGUUUGAGAUCAGCAAAAGUGAUAAAUACAACCCUAUCAAACAAGAUGUGCGAAAGGGAAAAGUUCGCUUUGUUCGCAACUGCUUCCCCUAUAAAGGAUAUAUUUGGAAUUACGGCGCUCUGCCGCAGACUUGGGAGGAUCCUUCAAUGAUUUCAGAGGACACAAAUGCAAAAGGAGACAAUGAUCCGAUAGACGUCUGUGAAAUAGGCCAAGAAAUAGGCUAUCAGGGCCAAAUUAAACAAGUCAAACUAUUGGGCGUAUUAGGGUUAUUAGAUGAUGGUGAAACAGACUGGAAGUUAAUUGCCAUAGAUGUCAAGGAUCCUUUGGCUGAGAAAUUGAACGAUAUAGAGGAUGUUGAGCAAUAUUUUCCUGAAUUCUUAAAGGCCACACGACAUUGGUUCAAAAUAUACAAAAUACCAGACGGUAAAGCGCCAAAUCAGUUCGCAUUUGAAGGUUCAUUUAAGAAUAAGAAAUACGCGGAAAAACUCGUCAACGAGACGCAUGAAGCGUGGCAGAGAUUAAUUCAUGGCAAAACAGACAACAAGCAUGAUAUUAAAGUUGCCAAUGUGACCAUUCAAAGCUCGCCUUACAACACCAGCAAAGAAGGCAAGUACAAUGAGGAAAAGCACCUUGAAAAAUACAAAAAGAAAUCAAGGAUAGCAGAUAAGGACGAUAGAUGGUAUUUUAUCAAGUCUAAAUUAUAGAGAGACAAUAGAGUUUUUUUAACAUUUUGUUCAAGCUUGCACAAAAACUAUUAAAAAAAUAUAAAGUCUCCUUCAUAAAAAAAAUAAAAAA
Molecule: messenger RNA, 1148 nt
Organism: Mycotypha africana
Lineage: Eukaryota; Fungi; Mucoromycota; Mucoromycetes; Mucorales; Mycotyphaceae
Product: inorganic diphosphatase
Exons: 8
Coding region: 185-1057 (290 amino acids)
Biological process (GO): phosphate-containing compound metabolic process
Cellular component (GO): nucleus; cytoplasm
Molecular function (GO): inorganic diphosphate phosphatase activity; magnesium ion binding
Source: RefSeq, a predicted model, not a curated record